Cylindrotheca closterium is the source of this 657-nucleotide messenger RNA. Lineage: Eukaryota; Bacillariophyta; Bacillariophyceae; Bacillariales; Bacillariaceae. The record is from the annotation of a GenBank genome assembly.
AUGAGUAAUAUGGAAUUGGAAGACGCCAGAAACAGCAAUGAAAAUGACACGGAAUCCCUCUUGCCAUCCUCUUCCUCUGAAACACCCAAACGAUUGGAGUAUUGCUGUGGCCGGAUACAAGCGGAAAAAGUGGGCAACAUGCUCAUUUUAUUUCCGGAACGAUUUCAUGCCGGUCGGACUUCUUGGGGUGUGGUCGGUCCAAUGUGUCCAACGGGGCCCUUGUUUGUCUGGGGCAUUCUGUGCACUGCCAGCUUUUUUGUGAUUCGGAAAGCGCUGGACAUUGGGCCCAUUACCACAGUCAUGUGCUGUGCCUUUUAUGUGAUAUCAACCUUUAAUUUAUUGAAUGUGGUUCUUCGAGAUCCCGGGAUUUGUUUCUACAAGGAGAUACCCAAGCACAUUUCACCUGAAGACGCCAGAGAUUGGAUGUACAAUGAUCGGUGCAAUGUGUAUCUUCCACCAGGUGGAAAAUACUGCUCGCAGUGUGAUGUCUGCAUUGAAGGAUAUGAUCACUUUUGUGCUUGGAUGGGUACAACUAUUGGGAAGAAGAAUAUGAUACAGUUCCAAAUAUUCAAUGCAAUCUGGUUGAUUUAUCUUUUCUACGCUUAUUUUUGGCUUGUGAUUGGACAUCUUGCCACCAAACAUUCAGAGGAGAAGUAA